AUGCCUCAAUCUGCUCAGCUAACCCCCGAGGAGCUCGUGGAAGUUGCUCAGAAAAUAUCAGAGCUCCUGGGUGGGAAAGUCAAGUUUGCAGUUAUUGGUGGCGCCGCGUGCUCACUUGUUCGAGUGGCUUCGGACGCUGAAUAUCGUGGUACUUCAGACCUAGACCUUGUCAUUCAGCCAAACAAAUCCUAUAACGCCGAGGUCAUCUCAAACUGGCUGGUCCAAAAACACCCAAAGAUCAUCCGAUCUGUUGAGCAGUUUGGAGUGAGGAUUCCUGCGAUCCCUAUCUAUCGUGGGAAAGACGAAUACCUCGUGGAGAUCGAGAUUUUCGACGUCGAAGCCUGGCCAAACAGGCAACAGUACAACAUUGCAGACACAGCUUCAAAUCCAAUGACAACACUUACUUUCUCACCCGACCAGUAUUCAGGAUCAAGCGGAGAUUGGAAGAUUCCUGUCAUGCACCCAGUGUGGCUUUUACGAGAAAAGAUACUGUCUCAGUAUGAGCGUGAGGGAUCUGUGAAGGAAAGAACCGAUAUUUCAGAUCUUCAGAUCAUGUUGCAAGUCGUCGAUCCGAAAUCCCUGGUGUUAUCUGCACACAAUCAUGUCACAGCUUUGCAAAAUUUAAUGGCGAAAAGACCGGAUUUGAUCAACAAGUUGAGAAGAGCCAUUGUAUGCUACCCGGUUUUUGGGGACUAA
Messenger RNA from Pestalotiopsis fici W106-1, 696 nucleotides. RefSeq lists its product as uncharacterized. The coding region runs from base 1 to 696 and encodes 231 amino acids. The transcript has a single exon. Lineage: Eukaryota; Fungi; Ascomycota; Sordariomycetes; Amphisphaeriales; Sporocadaceae. The record is from RefSeq and is a predicted model, not a curated record.